Molecule: messenger RNA, 540 nt
Organism: Gorilla gorilla gorilla (western lowland gorilla)
Lineage: Eukaryota; Metazoa; Chordata; Mammalia; Primates; Hominidae
Gene: NDUFB9
Product: NADH:ubiquinone oxidoreductase subunit B9
Exons: 4
Coding region: 1-540 (179 amino acids)
Biological process (GO): mitochondrial electron transport, NADH to ubiquinone
Cellular component (GO): respiratory chain complex I
Source: RefSeq, marked provisional
AUGGCGUUCUUGGCGUCGGGACGCUACCUGACCCAUCAGCAAAAGGUGUUGCGGCUUUAUAAGCGGGCGCUACGCCACCUCGAGUCGUGGUGCGUCCAGAGAGACAAAUACCGAUACUUUGCUUGUUUGAUGAGAGCCCGGUUUGAAGAACAUAAGAAUGAAAAGGAUAUGGCGAAGGCCACCCAGCUGUUGAAGGAGGCUGAGGAAGAAUUCUGGUACCGUCAGCAUCCACAGCCAUACAUCUUCCCUGACUCUCCUGGGGGCACGUCCUAUGAGAGAUACGAUUGCUACAAGGUCCCAGAAUGGUGCUUAGAUGACUGGCAUCCUUCUGAGAAGGCAAUGUAUCCUGAUUACUUUGCCAAGAGAGAACAGUGGAAGAAACUGCGGAGGGAAAGCUGGGAACGAGAGGUUAAGCAGCUGCAGGAGGAAACGCCACCUGGUGGUCCUUUAACUGAAGCUUUGCCCCCUGCCCGAAAGGAAGGUGAUUUGCCCCCACUGUGGUGGUAUAUUGUGACCAGACCCCGGGAGCGGCCCAUGUAG